AUGAGUGAAAACGACGGGUCAAAUGAUAUGCAGUAUAGUAAUGAUACCGAUGAGCCAUUGCUGGACCAAGACCCUGCGAAGACGGGCGCAUCAUCGCUCGAAGAUGCCAAUGAUUGCAACCACCUGCUGGAUGCGGGCACGGGGAUGCUGGCCGUGGUGGUGGACAUACCCAACAGGAUCCUGUGCGCCGGAAUCAUCGGGCUGCCGUGUGUACUUAGGAACGCGGGUUUCGUAGGGGGGGCCUGA
Molecule: messenger RNA, 246 nt
Organism: Puccinia triticina
Lineage: Eukaryota; Fungi; Basidiomycota; Pucciniomycetes; Pucciniales; Pucciniaceae
Exons: 2
Coding region: 1-246 (81 amino acids)
Source: RefSeq, a predicted model, not a curated record